UGAAGAGUCCUGGAGAUGAUUGAAAUAGCCUGGCCAGCCCCAGAGUGGAGUGUAGAACUCCCUGGAGACAAGGGCUCCAUCGACAUUCUCCCCACCUGGGCAGCCCAAAGAGCAGCAAGACUCACAGAGGCACAACGUCAUCCAUGGAUGCACAGGCACUGAGGAAGAGGCUUGGCCGGGCCAGUAGCGAGGCAGCCCGCAUCCUCCUGGACAGCCUCCUGCUCUAUGUCCUGAACCACACCAAAGGGCCCCUGAAGGCCAUGGACGGGAUGCACAAGGCCAGCCACUCAGCCUUGCUCCUAGAGGCCAGCCGGUGGCCCACACGCUUCCAGCUUCUGCAGGCCAAGUUCAUGGGCAGGGGAAGGGAACCCCCACUGAAGAGGACCCGGGAGGUGGGCCGGCUGAUCUCCAAGGACAGGCAGGGGCCUGGCAGAAGCUUCGUGAAUGCCACCAUCAGCCAGCUGCUGGAAAAGGCCCAGGGGAACACCAGCAGCCCCAGCCAGAAGCCGGCGGCCCGAGAGAAACCCCGCUGGGGCCCCGGGGGGAAGAGCACUGUGAAGAACAUCUUGAAGAAGUUCCUGGCUGUGGAGGAGAAGGAGGCCAAGGAACAGCCUCCCAACCCGAGGCCUGGGGCUGCCAGGGGGCCCCUGCCAAAGGUGGCCGGGAGAAGCACCAUCCUGACCAAACUUCGAGAGAGAUUUGAGCAGAGUGGCUGCCUCCAUGCAGAGGCCAGGGUGCUGCCACUGCACAAGGAGGAUCGUAGGAGCCGGGCCCUACAGAGGAGGACACACCGGCCAGAGGUCCGAAUGCUCCACACGGCCACCAUGGCUACCAGCUGCACUAGGACGCCCCCAGCCCGCUUUCUGGCCUGCACAGCUGAACCCCUGCCGGCCCUCAGCAUCGCCACUGUGGUGAGCGGCCCCCGCAGCUGGCUGUCCCGCUGCGCCAAGAUCAGUCACUUGGAUGCCAGGCGUCAGGCCAAGUCAGAGGCCAGUCUGUCCCAUAGUGCGGGGCACACAGAACCUGGUAGGAAUGAAACCCCAGGAAUGGAGCUCCUAAGUGAGGGUUCCAGGGCACAGUGGGAGCCCUCAAAGUCCUCUAUGCCCCAGGCCAUGGCUCCUAGGGCCUCCCAAGUGGCUCUGAGCACACCAAGUGCCCCCCAGCCAGAAUUCACUUGUGUUUCCCCCAAAGACAGAGCCCUUCCCAGCCACCCACCCUCUGCGGCCCUGCUCAGUUCAGCCAGCCCUAGGGAUGCUGGGCCAGCUUCAGGGGACAGGAUAGUGGAACCAGAGGCUGAAGGGGCUACAGACCAAAUCUGGGGGGUAGAAGAAAGCACAGGGGAGGGCCCCCAAGUCACCAUGACCAUGUACAGCUCUGAGGAUGAGUCAGAAAGUGUUCUUCCAGUCUUUGAGAAGGAGUUCCUCUUUGCCACCCAGAGGUGGCUGCCCAAGCUCCAGCAGGAGCCUGAGGCCUGUGUCCCCUCAGCUCCUCCAGCCGUUCGGGUGGUGCAGUGCACACAGCCUGGCAUGGCAUCGCCACAGAUAACUGUGCAGCUUCCUGUUGUCCUGGAAAUGCCAGCCCCACCUGUGCCCCAGCCCAGCACACUGAGCCAUGAGGCCUGCUGUCCUCUGGUGUCACAAGAAGAGGCUGUGGUGGACAGGGUGGCCCCUGGCCCUGUGGCAGGGGACAGGAGGGAUGCCCCAGCCCUGGUAAGGCUGAGCAGGACAAGCCAGGUGCCAGAGAGCACCCUGUCUUCAAAGUCGGGACCACAGGGAUUCCUGAGAGAUACUGCUGGCAUGGACCCCACUGUCCCACAGACAGUCCUGAUGCUGAAGCCCCCAAGUUCUCCUGCUGGAAAGGGGAACCCCUGCAGCUGUCUUGGGCCUUCAAGACCCACCAUCUCUAAGUAUGGUGGUGAGACACAUCUGUUGCCAGAAUCCAAUGAAGCAUGGAUGCCUAGUAAAGCCCGCUCGUGCCAUCAUCCCCCAGCACGGGAAAGCGGUCCAGCAGGGAGCUCCCACCCUGCCCCUGCCCCUGCCCCUGCCCCUGCCCACCUGCCAGGGUUGGGUCCCCAGGAGGGAAGAUCCUUGCUGGCAGCACUCCAGGAUCACAGCCAGCCUAAGAAUUGCCCCUUCAUGGACCAGAGAACCCACUGUGGGCAAGAAGAGCAUCCCAGGCGCCCUACUGAGCUGGCUUCCCCUCCAGGGAUGACCCCGGGAAAUACCAGCCAUGACUCAGACAAGAACGAAUCGUCCUUCCUGGGUGACCAGCCCGAGACAGGCAUCCUGGCCUCCAGGGAGACAUCAGCUGUAGGGACUGUCCGGGAGGACACAGUGCCACUGGCAGGCACCCAGAAAGCACCACGGGUGGCUACCCCAAUGGCACCACAGGCCAGUGCCCCGGCCCCAAGAAACAAAACAGCAGAGCUGACCACUUUGGAUGAGGAAGGAAGCAGAGCGCCACCAGCAUGCCCCUGUGCCACCGUGGGAGAGGGUCUCUCCCAGGCGCUGGCACCAAGUGGGCCCUCAAUGCACAGGGUAGGAGCUGCAGCAGGGGAGACUCUGGACCCAGUCCAGCACCAGGCCUCCACGUGGGUCCCCCCUGUCGUGCACCCAGAGGACACAGCUCACCCCCAUCAGGCACUCACAGCACCCAGCCUGUGUGCUCCAAACAAUUCAGGAGCCAGUAAUCCUAGGGCAUCCACAGGGGACAAGGACAUCCAUGCCACAGAACAGGACACUCUGCACCAUGGUGUGACUUCCCAGAAACUGGCCACCAGGCACUCCCAGGAGUCUCCACGCUGGCCCUGCACAGAGCCUCCAUCUGGCACAGUGCGUUCCUCUAUACAUGCCACAGGCCCAGCUCCCACAGGGGAAGCCUGGCUCACCCAGCCAGCCCCAGAGCACCCUGCCCCUGACCAGCAGGCAGAGCCCAGGGCUGUGCCCCAGGCAAAGCGCUCAGGUCCCACCCCAGCCAGUCUGGGGCCACCAGAGGGUCACCAUGGACCUGUGUGCUCACAGCAGGCAGGACAGAGUGAUGAUCCUCAAACGAUGGCCAUGCCUUUGGGGGGCCAAGGGGUUAGGGAAUUCGAGCUAAAGCCUUGGGCAGCUAAGAAGCUGGCAGGGAGUGAGAAGCCAGCAACCAGGGAGGAGCCAGGCCCUGUUGGGACCCAGGUCGAGGAGCAUCCGCCAGGGCCCAGGAUCAGGCAGGUGGGCAGCCUGGCCUGGGGAAAUGGCACACGGACUGCAGAAAGUCCUGUUACACAGGACAGAGGCCAGGCCAGGGGGCCAGCACCCCAGGCCAGCGUCCAGCCUAGCAGCACAGCCAAGGGAGCAUCCACUGCCAACAGGGAACCCUCAGUGCCAGCCCCCAGCACUGGCACCCAAGGCAACCCAGGCAUUGGGCGCCCCUCCCGAGGAGAUGAGAGUGCAGUGACCUGUCCCCCAGAGCCAAUGCACAGCCCUACCCUGCUUACACCAGACCUGAGGAGCCACCAGGACCCCCAACCCCAGCCUGAAACAGGGGCAGAGAGGGACUGGCCAGAUUUCCAGCGGCAGCGGAGACUGGCGCACUUCACCAAGUACAAAGCCCAGAGCUUCAGUGACCAGAAAGCCUUCGACCUGUCCUUCAGACCCAUGAUCCUCAGGGCGAGUGACACUUUCGAGGCCCCAAAGUGAGAGCCCAGCUGGGACCCCAGCACCUCAGCGCCUCAGAGUGGAGCAGGUGAUCCCUACUUCCAGGUGCUCCCUGAAGAGAUGUCCACGCCCAUCUCCUGUCCUCCCUCUCUACCUCCUCCUGCCUGGCUCAGCCUCAAGCUGACCUGGAGAGUGCAGCUUCCUCCAGCCCCAUGUUCUCUUCUCAGGAUGUGGAAGAUGCCUGGUCAGGUCUGCUGGCUGUCCGUGGCCCUGUGCCUCCAGGGGCCUCAUGUUUGAUCUGUGUUGUCCCCAGGAGGGUGCAGCUCCACACACAGCCAUCUCCUGUGUCCUCCUUGUGUUCUGGGGCCUUGCUCCUGCCUCUGCCCACUCUGUGUACCCCAAACCACAGGUAUGUCUGGGCAGGGAGUCAGAGGCUACAACAGGACCCUGGGGCCUCGGUCAAGACCUGCUGGCCCCCACCACAGACCAUGGGAGUCACCCCACAAGGAACAGAAGUUGCCACCAUGGUGUCUGCCCAACCCCAGCCACAGCUGCUCAAAGGGCAGCAGGCAGGAGCGCGCCCUUGCCAGACAGUGGUCACAGAGCCCUGCCAGCCAAGGCCACUGCCCCUGGUGCUCCCAACCCAGCUGCUGCCUGAGUCAUGUGCAGAUCCAGCCGUUUCCAGGUACCUGGAGUAUUUCUCUUAGGGGUCACUGGUCACCACAUGACCCCCUGAUGGGGCCUGCAGCAGAGCUCCGGAUCCACCCCUGCGGAUCAGUUACUGCUUUGCAAAGACCUAGUUUGCAACUAAGCAGCCCUUCUUUCUGUCUUUUUUCCAGUACUAGGAAUGGAACCAGGAUCUUUGUGUUGAGCUGCAUUUCCAACCUUUUACAAAUUUUUUAUUUGAGACAGAAUCUUACUAAGUCAUCACAUAUCCCAAAUUGGGCUGGAACUUGCCAUCUCCCUGCCUCAGCCUCCCAGAGUACUGGAAUUACAGGUCUAUGCUACCACACUUGGCUGUAGCGGAGCAAUUUCUUCAGACACAGCUUGUCAUGGAGAACCUGCUGUACACUCAGUGCCCUCCCUGGUUUUCAGAUCUGAUAUCCACCUGGAGAAUUGCAUUUUCGGGGCCUGCUCUGAAAAGGCAUCUGGCAAGAGCGUCCCGCCCUAGGGAGGCUGUGUGGCCUGAGGAGACUCCAGGCCACAUGAGUCUCUACCGGGAUCCAAGGGCCACUGUCCAGGACAGAAUCAUGCAUUUCCCUCUGUCCUCCCCUCUCCAGUCAAUCCAUUAACCUGGCUAACUGGAAAUGUCUCACCCACAAAGACAGGCAGAGCUAGGGCCAGUGCCCGGCAGCAAGCCAGUGUGUGUUAGCUUGCUGGUCGCAGGCCUCACUCCUGCAUCCACUGUCUGGCAGCCUAGCAGCACAGGUGCUGGGCAUCCUGCUCCUUGGUGCCCAGGGCAGGCUGCAUGGAGCUGUGUGGCCCUGGCCAAAAUCACUCCUGGGUCCCUUGGAGGAGCCGGAGGCACCAUGCACAGCCCUGCACCUGCUUUCUGUCUUCACACUUUGUUCAGCAAGGAUGUGAGGCAAUGACUCAGCCUGGAGGCCUGGAGAGCAGCCCCGCCCCCAUGUCAGGAUCCAGUGGCUCCCAGGACAGCCAGUGGGACCCCAAGACGCUGCCCGUCAUGGCCAGAGCACCACAGGGCACUGCACCACUCCCUUUCAGGGAGAGCUGAGCACCCCUGAGGGCAGAGGCUCCUGUGGGACAUACUGCCCUUGCAGCAGGGGCAGGGAGCACUCCUGGGUGGAUAUUAAAUGAGACUUAAAAGUUAAACAGAAAAAGGGAAAUCGUCUGCUCCAGCCUGACACCCGCCCUCCCACCAGCUGCAGGACUGGCUCCCUGGUGGAGGCUCCCUGCAGGGUGUAGCUCCCCCUGCCCUGUGCAUCUGGGCGUGUGCAGGGCGCACAAGGAAGCGGCACCAAGGGCUCCAUGAUGAUGUCGCAUGAGGGUCUCUGUCAAACACUGUUCCUCCUAAAAAUGCGUCCUGGGCAGUGUUCCUAGCCGAGCUGUGCUCAUUGACUGUGUCACCCGCAGCUGUGCAUCUGUCUUUAUCAACAACUCUAGCAUGGAUUGGUCAGAAAAAAGUAACCACGUGGAGUUUUUGUAUUUUCUCUUUUGAAUUUUUACUAACUUUGCAACAUUGGAAACACUUUCAAGGAAAAGGAAAUAAAGUUCAUUUCCCAUUGCAGACCUCUGGGCACCUGUAAGAGCUACAGAAAGGAGGCAGGUGCCCCUGUUGGGAGCAGACACAGCCAGGCCUGGGCAAAGAGGGUCAGGUCAGCUCUUAGGGUGUGGGGGAGGCGCGGAGGAGGACCCCAGUGGGAGCACUGGGGAGGAGAUUCGUGAUGCUCUGGGUUCCUCCCUGGGUCUAGUUAGGAGUUGGCGUGGCUGCUCCGAGGAGUGGUCACUCUGAGGUGGGCUGUGGGCCUCGCUGGGCUCUGGGCUCUGAGAAUGCCCAAGGCUCCAAAGCAGGCAAAGAGCAGCCCCUGAGCCAGUCCAUCAUGCAGCAUGGCCAUGUUUACCCUUCUGUCUGACUCCUGCUCUUCUCACCUAGGAGGACACCUGCCCAGGCAAGUGCUUCCUGAAGGACCGGCUCUGCCUGCUUUCCAGAAGGGUCAGGAGCAGGCGGGACACUCACUUUCCCCAUUAGGCCAUGCAGUACCAGAAAGCCAGAUAAAACCUCAGGACAGAGUCUAAGUCCUCUGUUCAUCUGAAUUCUGACACUGUCUUUCCAGGAGGCUGUGGGCAGCAGUGCCCUGUGCAUGUGCGGUGCUGGGUCGCUGGGCUGUGCUGGGUCACUGGGCAGCCCUUCAGGGACUCUCAUGGGGCUGUAGCACCACAGCUAGGCAGAGGCGAGUGGGGCAGUGCCCUUGCUGUGCCUGACACCUGCUGGGACCAGUUGUCCCUUUGUGCAAACCAGCAGGGGGUGCUCUACCACUGAGCUCUCUCCUGGUCCUUCUUGUGUCUUACUUUGAAGCAGGGUCAUGCUAAGUUGCCAGGCAACGUCUUUUUUUUUUUUUUUUUAAAUAUUUCUUUUUUAUUUUAAAGGGAAUAAAACAAGCAAAGAAAAAAUAAAACAGAAUAAAGCCAAUCAAAACAAAACAAUGAAAGCUAUACAGAACUUCAAAACAAGGUAAUAGGAAAUCAACAAUGACUACAACAAUAUAUCUUGUCUUUGAAAUAUCUUCCCAUGCCAUCAGAUAUAACAAAGUUAAAAAAAGAGAGGCUAAAACCAAACCAAACAGUGAAAAUGGUACAGAACUUUAAAACAAGAUAAUGGGAAAUUAAAAAUGCCUACUACCUUCAGAAGGAGAUCCCUAUAGUUGCUAUAUUGCAUACUGUUAUCCUCUAAAUAGAUGCUCAGACUGCAGGCAUUAGGCCUGAGAAGUCAGUCAGACAGUGCAGGCUUUAAGUUCUGUUUUGCUUCAGCAGCUGUCAUCUCAGUCUGCGCUCCUCUGAAUCGGUCAGUCACUUAUGGAGGGUGGGAGGGCUCAGCACUUCUUGUCCCCCAGCUAAGGUGCUGACUGGCUCUUAGGAAGGGGUUGGUUUCUUCCUGGUUCUCUUCUCAUAGCUAGCACUGACUCACAGGAAGUGAGGGGCUUGGCUUGCAACCACUGCUGGCUUACAGGAAAGGGUGGCUCCUUCUUUGUUCUUUCCCAAGACCCAUGGUGAGCAAUGGCUCACUGGAAGGGGGUCUCCUGGGCAAUAUCUUGAACUUGUAAUUCUCCUACCUCCGCCUUCUCAGUGCUGGGCCACAGGCAUACACACCUGAGUCAUGCAGCUUUCUGGUCAUACAUACUUGUCCACUACCUGCUCAGGUAACAAAAAACUAACUUGUAAGGGGAGGCCCUGCUUGUCACGUGACAUAGUUAUCCCUUCUUCCAAGACAAGGCCUCAGGGCCAACCUGUGAGUCCGUGGUGGGAGGGGUGUGGGAUGUGCAGGACAGAAGACAGCCCAGGGUAACUAGAAUGUGGCUGUGCACUGGAGUCACCCUGGGGCCUCUGUCUGCAGGGCGAGGUGGCACACAUCGUGGUUUCAACAUGCUGGGAGGCUGAGACAAGAGAAUCACAAGUUCAAGCCCAGCUUGGGAAACUCUCGAGACCCUGUCUCAAAAUAAAAAUCUAAGAAAGGGCUGGGGAUGUUCUCAAUGCAAAGGCCCUUGGUUCAAUUCCCACGUGGUACCAAAAGAAACAAGAGGCAAAGGCAAGGGGAGGAGGCUUCUGUCUCAGCCUGGAAGGGUGGACCGAGGCUCCAAAGCCAAGGAGCUUAUGUUUCCAGGCAGCUCCAGUGGGCAGCCAUGGGGGAAAUACAGUUAAAAAUGAUUACUUUCAAGCCAGAAAAUGAGUUCAUGAAGGUGGAAGAGAAAGAAGAAUAUCUUAUUGUUGCAGAAAAACCCUGGAUUGAAAGGAAAACACUUCACGCUGAGGAGUUUGGAAGGCAGCUUGUCUAUUAAUGCCAAUGGGCUGGAACUGAGUCAGACCAAAUCACCACCCCAGGUCAGUUUAGAGUUCCGUUUAAAUGUAUUUAGCGAGCAGGAAGUACAAAGCUGAUGACAGGUUAUUACCUGAUUAGAUGGCAGGUUAUUACCUGAUUAGCUACGUGUAUUAAGUCCUAUGUUGUCAGGCAGAUUUCUUUUAAGCAGUUUUACUUAUAAGAAUUGUUUAUCGGGGCUGAGGAUUUAGCUCAGUGGCAUAAGCGCCUGCCUUGCAAGCAGGCAGUCAUGAGUUCGAUCCCCGGUACCGAUAAAAAGUAAAAAGACCAAAAGAAAAAAAAAAAAAAAGAAUUGUUUAUCACAAGGCAGGAGCAUCCUGGGAGAGAGGAAGGAGGGUAUCAGGGGAGCAAAGAGAGUUAAAUGCAUCCUUGACUGGGCCAGUCUGUCCCAGACAUGGAACCCUGGAAAAAUGACAUAUGUUUCUAGGUAGGAAGGCACAGACAUUACCGCAGGACACAGCCCAGUUGGCUUAGUGUGCUUCUGGGAGAAGCAGCUGGCUGCAGACAGUCAAGGCCGACUCAGCCUGACUAUGAUGGCAGGCGUGUGCAGCCACAGGCCCUGAAUUAAUGGUUAACUUCUAAUAUAAAAUGUCUAGAAGGCAGCUGUUCUAUAACCACCUUUAGAUUAUGACUGAGGAAGUGUCAGCGCUCCGAAAGGGCCAUGAGAGGACAGGUGCUCUUCCUGCAGAGGUGAAGCCCUGUGUCUUCCCCAGGGGUCCGAGCUGCCUCUGGAGCAGAGCUCUGGGACCCCAUGGGCUCCAGAGCCAGGCUCCCACCCCACUGCUCCAUACCCAGCAAGCCCUUGAGGGUGCAGCUUCCCAGGGGUUUCCAGGCAUCAAAGUGGUGAGGACAUUUGCCCAACAUGUCCCCUCUCAGCAGCAAGGAAGCUCAGAAUGUGUCUCUCUGGACUAACUGGUAAGCACAGAGCUGCCGAAGUCUGUGCUCUGGGGUCUGAAUGCCCUCCUGCUGCUCCAACUCUAGCUUCCAGUAGGCAUUUUACAAUGAACCUGCUAAAAGCUGCUUCCCAACUGAGACUAUCAGUGUUCAGCUGGUGCAUGUAAAACCCUUUCUGCUCAGCAGGGGCACUGUGCACCUGUCUUCCUGGCCCUGGAUUGCUGGCUGUCCAGGCUGUCAGGGGAUCUCCACAGGGGCAAAGAUCUCCCCAGACCUGCAGGUCACAAGGAUGCAGGGAACUUCAAAGGGAAACAGCCAGAAACAGGACAGACUUGUUCUUUCUGGGCCAGUAGCCCGCUGGAGACAGCUUGUCCUUUUGGAAUCUGGGUCCCUGAGGCCCGAGCCCAGGAUAUGGUGGCAAGUGGUGCAGCAAGGCGGGUGCAAGGGCGGCACUAAGGUGAGGCCGUCCCUUCUCAGAGAACACCUACCUUCCUUUCAGAAAGAGGGCUCCGUCUGCCCUGAGGGUGACUCUGCACACAGCCUUCAUUACUCUUUCUGUCCCUGCAGUUUUGUCAUAGGUAACUAAGUGAGAUAGAAAUAUUGUAGGCAGUCGGACAGGGCUGGGCCUUCCAAGGAUCCAGUUGCAGAAGACCAGGUACCUUGCAACUGUAGAGGAGACAGAUACCUCUGCUUCUGGCCAGACCUCAAGACCAAGGAUAGAACAAAUGCACCCACAUUCUUCCUAAGGGUAAACAUCAGGGAUUGAUAUGCUAACUAUGUUCGGUCACCUUGAGGAAGCCAGCAAGAGCCACUAACCCACUAAUUUUCCCUGAAGGAAGAGCUCAGAGCUCACGCCUGCUUGCUAUCAUUUGAUCUCUGUUUAUGUUAGGUCUCUGAACUAGACUCCGCCCAACUAAGAGAGAAAAGCUCCCCAAACAGAUCUGUUAUUCGCACCUAGUCGGGGCAUAGUAACAUUCAACAGGAAGCUGGCAGCUGCCCUGCACAAACUCAACCUCAAAGAGCUGGUUCCAUGAAAAACCGCAAGAGACAUGCUGUGCCCGCCAGCACCCGCUGUACCCAACCCUACCACCCAGUCUUAGCCCCUCUACUCAGAGACCCAAAACUGUGCAAUCCCCAAGCAAUACCUCCCUCCCCUACCUAUAAAAUAUAAAAAAUGUACUCCCCUAUAAAAAUAUACCUUCACCCCUUGCUUGGGCCAAUGGUCAUUUCGCCCUUGGCCUGACCGCACCCAGUCAGCAAUAAAGUCUUCACACAUUGCUUCAA
This is a messenger RNA of Cavia porcellus (domestic guinea pig), 10365 nucleotides long. RefSeq names its product proteoglycan 4-like. The record is from RefSeq and is a predicted model, not a curated record. Lineage: Eukaryota; Metazoa; Chordata; Mammalia; Rodentia; Caviidae. The transcript has 2 exons. Bases 144 to 3677 code for a protein of 1177 amino acids.